GGGCGGGCGCAGCAGGGUAGGCUGAGCGGCGGCUGUUAAAGGCGCCGGCGGCCCGGUCCGCCGGGGACGCAGAGUCCCGGCAGGCAGGGGUCAGCUCAAAGACAAAGGGAUGGCGGGGAGCACCGGGGGCCGCCGCUACCCGCCGCAGCCGUCCCCCGAUCGGCGGGCAGGGCCUGCGGCGGCCGCGGCCCGCUGCCAGGAUGUCCACGGACGGCGGCUUCGGCCCCGCCAGCAGCAGCGAUGCCCAGCAGAGCCUCCAGUCCUUCUGGCCGCGGGUGAUGGAGGAGAUCCGCAACCUCACUGUGAAAGACUUCAGGGUUCAAGAACUCCCUCUGGCUCGGAUUAAGAAGAUAAUGAAACUCGAUGAAGACGUGAAGAUGAUCAGUGCAGAAGCUCCCGUGUUGUUCGCCAGGGCGGCUCAGAUCUUCAUCACAGAACUGACUUUGCGAGCGUGGAUACACACGGAAGACAACAAGCGCAGGACUCUGCAGAGGAAUGACAUCGCCAUGGCAAUUACCAAGUUUGAUCAGUUCGAUUUUCUUAUCGAUAUUGUUCCAAGAGAUGAACUGAAGCCUCCAAAGCGGCAGGAGGAGGUGCGUCAGGCUGUGACCCCAGCCGAGCCUGUACAGUAUUAUUUCACGCUCGCUCAGCAACCUGCUGCCGUGCAGGUUCAAGGCCAACAGCAAGGCCAACAAACCACCACAUCCACCACGACCAUCCAGCCAGGACAGAUCAUCAUCGCCCAACCUCAGCAGGGGCAGACCACCCCUGUGACGAUGCAGGUGGGCGAAGGGCAGCAGGUACAGAUAGUCCAGGCCCAGCCGCAAGGCCAGACCCAGCAGGCUCAGAGUGGCACCGGGCAGACCAUGCAAGUCAUGCAGCAGAUCAUCACCAACACAGGAGAAAUCCAGCAAAUCCCGGUUCAGUUGAAUGCUGGCCAGCUGCAGUAUAUCCGCUUAGCCCAACCUGUGUCAGGCACCCAGGUAGUCCAGGGGCAGAUCCAGACGCUUGCAACCAAUGCUCAGCAGAUAACGCAGACAGAAGUCCAGCAAGGACAGCAGCAGUUCAGCCAGUUCACAGACGGACAGCAACUUUACCAGAUCCAGCAAGUGACCAUGCCUGCAGGCCAGGACAUCACCCAGCCCAUGUUCAUCCAGUCCACCAACCAGACCUCAGACGGCCAAGCCACACAAGUGACAGGGGACUGAGCAGGGACGGGGACGUUACCGCAAAUCCCGCGCCGUUUGCCGUCCCGCUCGGUUGAGUACAUCAGCUUCUGUGUAUCUGUACUUGAUAUUAAGCCUAUAGUAGGCUGCAAUCUCCGGUGCACUAUACACCUUCCUCUGCUGGGUAUGAGAGAAUAUCCAACAGACACUGACAAGAAUGCAAUAUUUUUAUUUUUAGAAACCGAUAUUUCAGUGUAUUCAGCUGCUUGUUCAGACCCAUUAAACUGAAAGAGAACUAAUCGAAAGGCAUUUGUAGCAUCUCAUUGAACAACGUGUAAAACGUUUUUAUCUAGUAAAAUUAUUAAAGGGUACUGCAUCUGGUUUGUUGUAAGAGCUUUAUUCCCGGUAUUCUGUUUGUAUUUUUAUUCUCUGAAUAGAGCUAGAUGGAGUCCUCCCAUCUCAGUGGUCUGGUGGGGGCGUAGUUUGGGGGCGUGUGUAUGUGUGUGUUAGAUUUGCCUCUCCUGCCUCCUUUUUUGGUAAACAGGAGCAUUGGCUCUAUGCAGCUCGAGGGCAGGGAGUGAAGGAGUGAGAGUGAAAACAACAACAACAACAACAUUCCUUGUAUUAUGACUGUAUUUUCUAGGGGCAAAAGAUCCUUUAAUUUGGCCUGGUUGAUUCCAGGAACACUAAUGGAAAUCAGGACAAACCCCAGCCCUGCUGUUACCUGUUGUACUAGCUUCAGUCCAUGCAUGUAAUAUAAGCUUCGUAAAAUGAAAUAAAUUUCCUUUGUAAGAUAA
Molecule: messenger RNA, 1963 nt
Organism: Columba livia (rock pigeon)
Lineage: Eukaryota; Metazoa; Chordata; Aves; Columbiformes; Columbidae
Gene: NFYC
Product: nuclear transcription factor Y subunit gamma
Exons: 10
Coding region: 201-1208 (335 amino acids)
Biological process (GO): regulation of transcription by RNA polymerase II
Cellular component (GO): nucleus; CCAAT-binding factor complex
Molecular function (GO): DNA-binding transcription activator activity, RNA polymerase II-specific; RNA polymerase II cis-regulatory region sequence-specific DNA binding; protein heterodimerization activity
Source: RefSeq, a predicted model, not a curated record